Messenger RNA from Chiloscyllium plagiosum (whitespotted bambooshark), 3562 nucleotides. Lineage: Eukaryota; Metazoa; Chordata; Chondrichthyes; Orectolobiformes; Hemiscylliidae. The record is from RefSeq and is a predicted model, not a curated record.
AAUGACGACAGGGGAUGGCCCAAUGCGGCGCCGGUUCAAAUUUCUGCGCGCUGAUCACCCGCGACUUCUUUACGCCAUCGGGUCAAUGGCGAGAGAAAUGGCGGAUUAUCGGCCGAAUUGUCGGCGGUGCUUUAUUUUUUUUUUCGCGGUCGGCGUUGUGCAGGCGCCGGCGGCCGGGGCCUCUUGGUUAGCCGGUCGCUCUGAACAUGGCGGUCGGAGUUGGAGGGAGAGAGGAUUGUGGUUAAACACCUGCCGCCUGUUCCGGGCCCGGGGAUGGUGGAGUGCGACUGGACACGGCGAUGAGACCGAGCCGGCGAUGCAGGAAAUUCACCUUGAACAGUGGCAAAGCCCACCAAAACCUAAGCCUUCACUGGAGAAUGUUAGCAGUUCAAAAUCUAUAGGAGAUUCAAAGAUGAACUUUGGGAAGAUGCAAGAUUUUGCUGCAACAAAUGCAGGAAGAUAUAAAACUUGUCCAACAAAGGCUAUUCAGCCAGCUCCUAUAUUGAAUGCUUCUGCGAAAAAUAAUGCAAAUACAGAUCUGGAAAAUGCUACUAUUCAGAAACAGCGCAAUGAAUUACAGCUGCUUGUUGCAGAACUGAAAGAUCGGGACAAAGAGUUAAAUGAAAUGGUGGCAGCGCACCGAAAGCAACUUGCGGCAUGGGAGGAGGAUCGUCUGAGGAUACUUAGCCUGGAAGAGAGAUGUGCUAAACUGGAACAUGAACUGCGAAACAGGAAUGAGACCAUUAGAUCCUUAGGUGCGCAACAAAAGAUUUUGGAAUCUCAGCAAGCUGAUUGUCUGAAAACACUGACCAGUACCCAGCAACGGCUGAAGGAAAUAUCUGAAAAAGCAGCAGAAACUGCUAAUACCUGUGAAGAAUUGGAGGACAGGAACAAAACCCUCAAUUCCUCCAAUUUAGAGCUUUCUGCCCAGGUGGGACAGUUAGAGGCACGUGAACAGGAGCUCACUACAAUGCUGGAAUUAAAGGACAAGGAUAUGGUUGACGCCACCAAUCACAUCAUGGAUCUUACAGCUAGGUUUAAAACCUUAGAGGGUGCAUUACGAGAAGCCAGGGUAAAUGAAACGAAUACCAGAAAAGAAGUGCAUGAUUGCAAACAACAUUCAAAGAAACUAAGACAUGAAAUUUGCAAGCUCAAAGAUGAGUUAGAUGAAAAGACUGUGGAAAAUAAUGAACAAAGAGAAGAAAUUAUUCGCCUUAAACAAGAGAGGCAAUAUCUAGGAAAUGAGCUCACUUUAGCAGUUGAAAGGGAGAAGAGGAAAGAUCAGAUACUGGAGCUGGCAAGGUCAAAACAGGAGCGAGCGGACACUGAAUUGCAUGGUCUUCGACAGGUGAAUGAAAAACAACAACAUGACUUGCAGCUUCUGCAUCUGAAUCUUGAAAGUUCUCAGGAGUUGAUCCAAAUGCAGGAGGAGAAAAUUCUGGAAAUUAGUUCAAGUCGACUUCUCUCCGACUCAAUGACACCGAGCAGGGAUGGACAUAAUGAGAUAGAGGAGCAAGAUCACAAAAAUGAUGUAGUUAGAAAAUGGAAAAAGGAGGCAAACAAAGACUGCGUAGUGACCAGACACAAAGAAGAAACAACUAAAUCAAUGCAAAGCUUUAGUGAUGAAUUAAUUUCAUAUAAUACCAAAGAACAAAGCCAUAUGUCGGGCUCAGAAGUGGGUAAUGCUACCAGAAAUUAUACCUCGACCGAAUAUGUAAAUGCUCAAACUUUCUUUCCUAACAAUUUCGAUCAGACUGCAAAUGGAAAUGUGGCAUUCAAGAACUAUAGUCUACAGGUUAAUGUUAAUGAUCCUAAUAAAAAACCAACAAAAUAUGUUCUACCAAAACAAAGCUCCAAAUAUACAACUGCAAAUGAUUGCAUCUCACCUCAGUCAAGAGAUGACAAUUUACAGCAAGUGUCAAGGAAGCAAAAAUGGAGAUUUGAAGAAUCGUCUGAUGUCAAUCCCACAGAGUAUAUGGAACAAUAUAAUAAUGUAAAUUAUACAAGCGUUGAUCAUCACAGUCCUCGCUGCAGCAGUUCUUGCAAAGGCAAUUUAACCAGCGGUUCAGUAGAAAAUCAUUAUACACUUUGUUCAAAGACAAGUGCAACUUCUAUUGUAUCAACUAAAGAAGCAAUGAAGACUUCAGAGAAUCAUAAAAUGGAGGACAAGUACUGUAACGAAUUGAAUGAACGUAAAAUUAAUGAUGAAAUGAUUCGACCUCAUACAAGGUAUGAAACCGACCAGGAGCCUCCAAACCCAGAACAAGAUUGGAUGAAGAUUUAUCAGCCAGCUGUUGAUGUAAAGGAUUUGUGGUGGCUGUACCUAAAUGAUGGUUCAGGAUCCUCACAUGAGUUAGACAGUCCUGCUAGUAUGGGAAAAAAGAGUGAGGACAGGCUGGAAUUGAAUACAUUUAGUCUGGAUUCACCACCACGUUCUGUGAAUUCCUCACCAGUCAGAGAGCGCUCAAGAGGAAAGAGCAGCAUCCAUGGUGACCUAUCUGUGAAUGACUCUGUUUCACCAGUGAGGCUGAACAUUAAUGAGGACAACGAAAGAGGGUCUGCUAAUAAUCCUUACCGAGAUGGCUGUUCACCAACGACUAAACUGCAACGUCUGCUGGCUGAAUCCCGACAGAUGGUUGCUAGUCUGGAACGAAGCACUCAAGUUCCUCAUAGCUUAUCAUCCUGUACUAACAACAAUAAUAAUGCAAGGGAUGGUUGCUCGCUCUAAUAUGAGAAAAUCACUCCUGUAUGACAAGAUAAAACAACAAAAGAUUGCAAAAUGGAGUGAAUGCUUUAACAAGAACUUUAGACGACAAUGGAAGAAGCAUUAAACUGCCAAUAUCUAUGACAGUUACACUUAAUAUUUACCGGACCAGAUUCUGAUGUGUUUUAGGAUGCAGAUAUGAAAAUUGCAAAUAAAUACUUGGAAGCAAUUGUUAUUUGUGGACAGUUAUAACUAUAGUAAUGGUAUUUCAAGCUGUAAAUGUUUUAUUUUUAAUAUCCCAGUCCUGAUCAGACUAUCAGGAGUAUCUGUUGAAAUUAGACACAGAAAAUAAUCAUGUUCAAGGUGGUGUUUUAGAGCAAGAUCACAACACUUUUAUAAAUGAAUUUUGCUGUUUAUAACAUAGUAAAUACAUUUUUAAAAUCUCGUUUAUAUAAUCAAAUAAAUUGAGUGGCUGAAAUCCAGAUAGAGGAAAUCCGUCUUCAUGAAUUCUUCAAUCAGCUGAUUAAACUAGCCCAGUUUUAACCAUAGUUACAAAGCAUAUGUGAUAUCAAAUGCAGAAAAGAGAAACUCCAGUGAACCAUCAAUAUGUAGAGGGCUUCUCCUGAUCUUUUGUGUUUCUGUUGCUUACCUAGUCAUGAGUCUUUCUGCAUUGUUGGUAAUCCAUUUAAUGAAGUACUCUUCCUGAUCUACAUCUAUAUUUAUUUUGAAUACUGCUGUUAAUCUGUAAAACUAGUGAGAAUGUGAAUUUGUAUUACUAGGGGGGAGGCUCAGUGGUUAGCACUGCUGCCUCACAAUGCCAGGGACCCAGGUUCAAUUCCUCCCUUGGGCAACUGUCCA